This is a messenger RNA of Fonsecaea nubica, 1242 nucleotides long. RefSeq lists its product as hypothetical. The record is from RefSeq and is a predicted model, not a curated record. The transcript has 8 exons. Bases 1 to 1242 code for a protein of 413 amino acids. Lineage: Eukaryota; Fungi; Ascomycota; Eurotiomycetes; Chaetothyriales; Herpotrichiellaceae. Gene Ontology annotation, molecular function: arylesterase activity.
AUGUCGACUUCCAGCACAUCGACGCUUGCACAGCGUGCAAAGGCCAACUGGGUAACAACCGCGGCCGCGGGACUCGGAGUCCUCAUCGUGGCGCUGCUGCUGGCCAGUCCUACCGCCAUAAUAAACCGGUCUCUGGGCCGCGUACAGAUCAGGGAUCCCAAAGACCGGUACCUUGGUCAUGGAGGACUCAACAACGAGCACUGCUGGACAGAUCCUUCUGGAAAAACCUGUGAAGACGUCAAAAUCCAUCAUGAGACAGACACAGCGUUUCUUGCUUGUGGAGACCCAGUAGGCCGGUCACAGUUCUACCCGCCGAUCAACAACCAUUGGACGUCCAAACGUAAAGACUUUCGUGAGUAUUUCCUAAAGUAUGAUAUCAAGGGCAACAAGACGACGAGGAUGGAAGUCAGAGGCUGGGAUGGUGACUUGGUACUCCACGGGAUCGAUAUUUGGCGCUUCAAAGACGAUCCGUCAAAGAUACACUUGUUCGCCGUAAACCACGGCCGCAAGGGCGAAUCCAUCACCAUCUUCUCGCACAAACUCGGCACAAACGUGCUCGAGUUCGUCAAAGACAUCAGCCACCCAGAGUUGAAGACGCCGAAUGCAGUCACGCCCUCUGGUCCUCUUUCAUUCUUCAGCACCAACGACCAUUACUACUACAACGGACUCUUCAGAUCGCUAGAAGACAAGUACGCCCCGUUCCGCUGGGCGUCGUGGGUUAUUCACUGCGACGGCUCCGGGUCAAAGACGACGUGCCGUAAAGUAUCGGACGACCUGCAAUAUGCGAACGGGGUUCUUUUGACCGAGGACGGCAAGACGCUGCUAGUAAAUGACCUGUAUGAGGGCACGACGAUCGUGUACAGUGUUGAUCCUCAGACAAAAGACCUGAUCUUGGAGAGGAAAGUGAGACUCGGAGGAACCCCUGACAAUCUGGCCGAGAUCCCUACCAACGGAGACAUUGUUGUGCCAGUCUUCCCCAACCAAGUCACCUUGUUCAAGCGCGGCUUCGGCCCCGGCGGCCUCGACUACGCGACCCUGUGCGAAUCCGCCGUGGUUCGUCUGGUCAAGGCGAAAGGCUACGCCCCCGAGCUCCUCUUCUGGGACGACGGAUCGCAGCUGAGUGUCCUGACCGGGGCGGCCGUCGACCCCUACAACAAGCGCCUCAUCGCGGGCGGCAUGUUUUCCAAGGCGUUUCUGGUCUGUGAUAUCAGCAAUGACAGGACGGGGGUUGUCUUUGGGUGA